Molecule: messenger RNA, 1273 nt
Organism: Chondrus crispus (carragheen)
Lineage: Eukaryota; Rhodophyta; Florideophyceae; Gigartinales; Gigartinaceae
Product: Carboxylesterase
Exons: 2
Coding region: 1-1200 (399 amino acids)
Biological process (GO): protein depalmitoylation
Cellular component (GO): cytoplasm
Molecular function (GO): carboxylic ester hydrolase activity; palmitoyl-(protein) hydrolase activity
Source: RefSeq, a predicted model, not a curated record
AUGAAAGUCUCCCUUAUUCUCUUCCUCCUUAUUCUUUCCCACGCUCAAGCAACUCCUGCAUCCCCCUUAUCCCGCGUCCGCGCCCUCCAAGCCGACCUCGCUCAAGCCCGGCGCCACCUCACCUGUCGUUCCGCCCUCAUCGCCCUGCACUCCGCUCGCCGCUGCCGCUACGCAGGCUUAUCCCCCGUAGAGUACCUCCGCCUGCGCCGCGUCUGCAAGACCCGCUCCGAAUCUCGCACGUCCCUUACCGCGUGCAAAGCCAUACGUUGCACUGCGUGCCUUUCGGAGCGACGCCUCCUCCAACGCGCGCUUGAAGCCUGUCGCCGUAUAGGCUGGGACUCAUCUGGCGUCCGCAGAAAGUGUCCAAGCGUCGCCUACGCCAAGAAGGAGCUCCGCCUCGCAAGGGCCCGUGGGUGUCCGCCCGCGCCCACGAGAGGCGUGCAGAGAAUUGAGAGCGAGCUGGAGACGGCGGUCCGCCGCGCCGCCAACCGUCUUGGCCUGCGCCCGCCGGCGUACCCGCUCAGAGUUGUCGAGUCCAAGAGGGACGUGCCCGACACAGUCGUCGUCUUGCUUCAUGGCGCGGGCCUCACGAACACGGGCUUGGUUCCGUCCGCGCAGAGCGUGGUUGACGAGGCGCGCGGUGCCGUCUUCAGGUUUGUGCUUCCGCAGGCGCCCACGGAGUUUUUGACGAGUGCUAACUUGUCCUUACCGAUUUGGUAUGAUGCGACUGGAGAUCUGGCAGACGGGCCAUGGGAGCGGGGACAAAUUCUGCGCGCGGCGAGGAACGUCCACGAUUUGAUUCGACUGCAGACAGAAGUAUUCGGAAUUGGAAAGGAGCGUGUUUUCGUGGCGGGGUUUUCGCAGGGGGGUUCCGUUGCAGCGACGGUGUACCUGCGGUACAGGGUUGCCGCGGCGAUAUUAGUGUCGUCGUUUCUGCCGAUGAGGGAUUCGUAUCCUGCGGAGAUGACCGAUGCGUCUGCUGCGGCACCCGUGGUAAUGUUUCAGGGCACAGCGGACGAGAUGCUUCCGGUUGAGAUUGCGAGGAAGACGAGGGAUACGCUGAGGCGACUGGGGAGGGAUGUGAGAUAUGUGGAGUAUCCGGGGGAAAAACAUGCACUAGCUGGCGUUGUAGAGGAUGUGACGAUGCGCUUUUUCGAGUUAGCUUCAGAGGUUUUGGGGACCGAUAUCAGUUGUGUUUAGCUGUAGAGACUUUGUUGGACUGUAUGGGUGGUGGGAAGUACAUCUGCGCUAAAUGGUAAUGGACACGUUCUCU